Musca domestica (house fly) is the source of this 2287-nucleotide messenger RNA. RefSeq names its product nose resistant to fluoxetine protein 6. The transcript is spliced from 12 exons. Bases 86 to 2182 code for a protein of 698 amino acids. The record is from RefSeq and is a predicted model, not a curated record. Gene Ontology annotation, molecular function: acyltransferase activity, transferring groups other than amino-acyl groups. NCBI's taxonomy places the organism in Eukaryota, Metazoa, Arthropoda, Insecta, Diptera, Muscidae.
GCUUUUUCAUUUGAAAACUCAAAUGAUGCUCAGUAAAGUAAUUUAAUUCAGUAUUGAGUCGGUUUGAAGUAGGACGAUAUUCAAUAUGUUACGGCGGUUAAAUUUCGCACUGCUCAUAAUUGCCAUCAUUGCAGUAACAAAUAUUCAAGCCGAAACAAACAUUACCACCUAUCGUCGGUUACCUCCUUUGCAUACAUUAGACAAAUAUGACGAAUGUUUCGACCGAUCAGUGGCACCUUCUUCGUAUUGUUUAUUAUUUGCCGAAAUCGAAGCGGAUGACUCGGAAUUGUGGUUUCAAAUUGAAGAAAUUUCCAAAGACACCUAUAACAGAUACCGACACGAUUAUAUAUUCAUGGGCAUCUGUGUUGAUCGGUGCAAGGAAUUGCUGAAGAACUCUUCACAUGUCCGUGAACAUGAGAUCGUCAACAACAGUCGUGGUUUGACGAGAUAUGAUGAGGUUAUACAAUACUAUCAGAGAAUUUAUGAAUCGAAAUCAAAGGAUCAAAAUGUCAUAAAUGAUGGUGACCUCUUGAAUAGAUGCGCCAAUGUUAUAUUUCAAAGAAAAUACAAUUUGACAUUGAGAACUUUUGUUGAAUAUUGUAAUUCGCCUGAGACGACAACAAAGACAGGAUAUUUGGAAGUGUUCGCUUAUUCAGUGUUGGCACUUUUUGUAAUACUCAAUGUUGUCUCAACGAUUUAUGAUUAUCAUAUAAAGCGCCAGAAAAGUUCGGAACAUUUAAAAAUAGGCGAGGAUUACUACAAGAAAAAAUUAGACACCAUAGGUACCACAUUGUUGACUUCGUUCUCUAUUCCGAGAAAUUACAAAAAACUUACUUCGUCCAGUGCUGGGAGUGAAGAAUUCCAAUUUACGUUUUUCUUUAGGGUCUUUGCAAUGUUUUGCGUGAUAGUUGCUCAUGUAGUGAUGCUUCUCAUGGGAUCGGCCAUAGAAAAUCCGUUAUUUAUUGAAAACAGUAUGAAACAUCCUGCAACGAUACUAUUUCAAAAUGGCGGUAUGCUUAUACAGAUAUUUUUCGUAUUAACGGGAUUUUUCUUGAAACUCAAAUUCGACCAAGAAAAACCCAUUUCACCGAACACAAAGUGCAGUAAAUGUAUAUUGGUUUACUUGCAUGCAUUUUUUCAUCGUUACUUAAGAUUUCUACCCUCACUGGCUUUCCUAAUACUUUUCAAUGCCGCCAUAUUGAAGCACUUGGGCGAUGGACCAAUGUGGAAUCAUAUCGUUGAAGCUGAAAGUGCUUUUUGUUCUAGAAAUUGGUGGAAAAAUAUCUUUAUGAUAAAUAAUUUUAUGAUGGAAGACAGUUGUGCUCAUCAAACAUGGUAUUUAGCUGCAGAUUGCCAAUUGUUCGAACUUUAUCUAAUUGUUUUAAUUUUAACAUCAAAAUUCAAGGGGACCAAGAUAUAUGUAUAUAUUCUACUUGGUUUAUGUGCACUAUUGGUGCCAGGACUCAUUACAUAUAUCUAUGACCUUCAAGCAUUUCCUCGUGCCCAUCCAGAAUAUUAUCGAUAUUUAUAUUUUCAAAAUUCCGAAUCAUAUUUGAAAACCUACUUCCCUUUUUAUUGUAAUUUAGGUGGUUAUUUGGUGGGCAUUAUUUGUGCUGAAAUAUAUUCAAAUUCUUCCCGUUUUCAAGAGUUAAAGAAAAAAUGUGAACAGUAUAUGAACGUUCUGAAAGUUCAAAUACCAUUUUUGCUGAUUCUGCACAUAGUAGGUUAUGGUAUUAUGUUCAGUGGACUUUUAUUCUAUUCCGAAAAGAUGGAGGAGUCUUCCUUGUGGAAAUCGCUGUAUUCAGCAUUAUUUCGAAAUAUGUGGACAGUAUUUGGUGGAGUUGCCAUUAUGAGUAUGGUACUAAAAUUUGGAUGGAUUGCUUAUGAUUUAGUCAACAUGCGAGCUUUUCGUUUUUUGGGAAGGUUAACCUUUCAAAUGUAUCUGUGGCAUGCCAAUGUUUUGAGAAUAUUACUUGGAUUUUAUCGUCAACCAAUCUAUUUAAGCGUUUUCUAUGUGUUGAGUCAAACCCUGUUGGGUUUUGUGUUAACUGCAAUUGUGGCUCUCAUUGUAGCAAUAUUUGUGGAAUAUCCUCUAGGAACUAUUACAAAUUUGAUAUUCAAAACAGGAACAAAAAAGAACAAAGGCAAAGAGGAGGUGGAGGAAAUGAGACAAGUUUCAUAAGACAUUUUUUUGUCGGUAUUAAUGUUAAAGUUAAUUAUCAAUUAACAGCCUAAUUGAUAUAAAUAUAGUAAAAUAAAAUUAAAUUAUUUUUAAAGUUUCAACUAA